Molecule: messenger RNA, 7517 nt
Organism: Pleuronectes platessa (European plaice)
Lineage: Eukaryota; Metazoa; Chordata; Actinopteri; Pleuronectiformes; Pleuronectidae
Gene: sobpa
Product: sine oculis binding protein homolog (Drosophila) a
Exons: 7
Coding region: 10-2730 (906 amino acids)
Biological process (GO): animal organ development
Cellular component (GO): nucleus
Source: RefSeq, a predicted model, not a curated record
AGAGACAACAUGGCAGAGAUGGAGAAAGAGGGCAGACCCCCGGAAAAUAAAAGGAGCCGAAAGCCUGCGCACCCAGUGAAGAGGGAGAUAAACGAGGAGAUGAAGAGUUUUGCAGAGAACACCAUGAAUGAGCUGCUGGGCUGGUACGGCUACGACAAGGUGGAGCUGAGGGACUCUGACAACCUGGACAUAGGGGACACCCCCCAACACAUCUCUGUCCUCAGAGAAAACUUGUUGCCAAAAAUCCCGGUUUCAGCCGAGAGCAGCGAGGGCUCCCCGGAUCGAGCCAACAGCUCCCAGUCUUUGCCAGGCCACAGGAACGGAGUCACAGAUCCCACCACCACACCAUACACCUCCACGCCCGGCAACAUGGAACAUGGCAGCCUGCCCAUCAGAGUCCCCAUGAUCCCCCCUCCACUGAUCAAGCCCCCUGCAGAUGAGGAUGCAUCCAACAUGCAGAUCAUGUGCGCCUGGUGCCAGAAAGUCGGUGUCAAACGCUACUCUCUGAGCAUGGGGAGUGAGCUGAAGAGUUUCUGCAGUGAGAAGUGCUUCGCCGCCUGCCGCAGAGCCUAUUUUAAGAGAAAUAAGGCGAGAGACGACGAUGGCCUCGGUGGGAAAUUACCCCAGAACAGCUUUACUCAGGACACGCCCAGGCUUGUCUUCAAGACAAACAGCGAUGUGCUUGUGUGUGACUGGUGCAAACAUAUUCGCCACACUAAGGAGUACCUGGACUUUGGUGCUGGUGAGCGGAGGCUGCAGUUCUGCAGUGCCAAAUGCCUGAACCAAUAUAAGAUGGACAUUUUCUACAAGGAGACGCAGGCGGCACUGCCUGGUGCACUGUGUAACCCAGGACAUGGGCCUGGUGGGGAGGGUACGCUUGAGUGCAGUGGAGGGGUACAGCUGCUCACUCCAGAAUCCUGGGGAACACCAUUAACGGACCUACGACGUAAAGCUCCCUCACCAAGCACCAAUUCUGGCUUUGCCCCUUGUACUUCUUCUGCCACCUCACCCUCAGACACUGCUGCUCUCCACUCACCGUCCUCCUCCUCCUCAGCCAAGAUCCCCACACCCAGACCCCAUGAGAGCCCCACACUCCCCCCUCCACCUGUUCCCACUUUGCACCCACCAGUUGGAGUUCCCUCUGGUAGCCCUCCAAUGAUAAUGACACCCCGGGGGCCUAUGCCCCUGCCUCUGUUCAUGGAGCAUCAAAUGAUGCACCAGCUACGUCCUUCGUUUCUUCGCCCCUCUGCCCACCCAGCAGGGCCCCACAGCCCACUUUCAAACCCUAUGAUCCCUGGUAUUGGUCCUCCACAUCCUCCGAGGACCUUUGGUCCAGCAUCAAGCCCCAUGCACAGGCCCAUGCUAUCUCCACAUGUCCAUCCCUCAGCCAAUCCUAAUCAUGGCAUGAUGCCUCCCUAUCCUGGUCUCCAAAUGCCAGGCAUGCCCCCUUUCAACAUGAUGCCCAAUGGACAUAUACCCAUGCCCCAAAUGAUGAAUUUUGGCAUGCCAUCAUUUUCCCCAUUGGUUCCCCCACCAACUCUGUUAGUCCCUUAUCCUGUUAUUGUACCCCUCCCAGUCCCAAUACCUAUUCCAAUCCCAAUUCCCAUGAACCCCAAAAUGUACAGGGACCCACCAGAGAGCAAUGUCUCUGUGCACAGUGCUCCAGAGUCGUCAGAAGCUUCAGUUUCUGGGCCCCACUCUCCAAGUUCCUCUGGCAGUGACCGAGGGGAGCAGAAAAUAGAGCCAGCUAGUGCAGAGCAUCUUUCUCCUGUACUUUCAGAGAGAAGUAGAAUGGCAUUAGUGGAUUUGACUGUGAAGGCAGAGGAAAAUGCAGGCAACCAGUGUCUAACCAGCAGUCCCAGACUUAUGGAUGGUGUUAUUGAUCUAACUGUGGGCCAGAGGUCAUGCCAACAGCAGGUAAUUCAGAGGAUGCUACCUGAGGUCCGGGUCAAAAUAGAAGCAGAGGCUGAAUCUCAAUCUCCACCCGCUGCUGGGCUGGGGAGGGAAGGGAAGGGCAGUCAUGAUGGUGGGGAAGGGGGUCUCUCACAGGGUCUCGUCAGUGCUCCCCUGCUGGAAGGAGCCACACACACAAACACACUGGAAUCAUCAGAGCCACCAUCCCACAACAACAGCCUUUCUUGCAAUGGUGAUCCUCCAGUGAGCCAGCUAAAUCCCUCCAUCUCCAUCUCCAGCCUCACCCCACCACCCUUACCCAGCACAGCACGGACCCAGCCCCAACCACUGACCCAAACCCAAACUAACCCUGGUACCCCAUGUAAUGUCAUAGUCAAUGGCACAGGAUGGCAUCCACUUCUCACCCCUACCUUUGACUCUUUUCCUGAACUAAAAAGAGACAGGGUUGCAGGGGAAGGGGGGGAAGAGGAUCAGCCAGCCAAUGGAGAGCUGGAGUGUGAGGCACUGAAAGAAAACAAUUGCUCUGUUGGAGACUGGGAGCCAGGGAAGCGGCGCUCAGCACAAGACGAGAUGGUAAACUCAGUAGAGGGAAAGCCAGACCCUGACUCCAACUUGGAGGAGGGCGAGCAUGCAUAUGCCCUGCCACUGCUGUCUGCCGGAGGCUGUGUGGUCAUCCAGCCUGUGCCAAAGCCCGGCGCUGACAAGACGGCCAUCCUGUCCUGUUCCAUCAGUGCACCUUUAUCAGCAGCCGGGAGCCCCGACCUGGAACCGCCAAUGAAGAGGAGGUGCCUGCGAAUCCGCAAUCAAAACAAAUGAGAUGGAUGCUCUGAGGGAUGCAGUGCCAUCAAUGACACUCACUUGUCCAACCCCACCUCCAAAUCCCACCCCUCCCCACUACACCACUGCACACACACACAAACACUCACACACACUCACACACACUUUGUUCUCGUCGUCACCCAUCGUCCAGUCUACCAGCACCACAAAUCGCCUUCAACGACUGAUGAGAGUCCAACCAAACAUGUUGAUGUGUAUCAUAGCAGGGCGUACAGGACUUCUUUUGUCUGUGGGACAAAGACUCUAAUGGACUGAACUUACAGAUUUGAUGUCGUGGCCAGCAGGAUCGUUUCACCUCCUUGCAACAGGAGGACUUCACCCUACUGCUUCUCUCCUCAUUUGGAUUCUCUCAGCCCACACUGUCCCUUAUACCUUAUACACCCUCCCCUAUCAAAGCAAGUGCUCUGUUACACACUAUAGUGUACGAUAUUCAGAGCCACUGUUGGGAAGCUGGUGAGGGAGCCUGGAGAGAGAUGUCCAUCCUUUUACGAUAGGCUCCUGUUUAGGUCUGACCUAAUGCCACACCACAGUUAAUAUCUCAACUCCAGCAAGUGUUGUUUAUUUACCUCACACAAACUGCCACUAAGGGUAAGUCAAAUUUCAGAAAGUCGCGACUGUAGAGCCACAGAGUUGAAAAAGAUCUAUCCAAUAAUCUUCUCAGCCUGGACUUGUCAACCACCAUUAAAGAAGCCUAUUUUCCCCCAGGACAUCGAGUGUUAAUGUCCAGGGUUAAUUCUGAUGGGUGGGAAAAAGACACAUAAAAGUUAAUGCAAUGUAACUGAAGGACAAUAUGAAGAGCUUUUCUGAGGCUAGAAAAAUGUCCUUGGACAUUAAAUCAUCAAUUGUGUUGAGCGUUAUUCCAACUGAAUCAGCAAACUGGAGGAUAGAAUAUUAACCUUCACCAGCAAAUGAUGGCAUGUUCCUGUGGCAUCUACUUGUUUGCUCAUAGAAAUCACCAAAUUUAAAUAUAUAUUAUUAUACAAGAAUGAGACAGAGUUGUCAUGAUAAUCAUUCGUUGUAUUUACAUUUUCUCAUCCUCUGGAACACAGCUUGUGUACUUGAACGUGAGUGAGUAACAGUACUGUGGGCCCCUGCUGUCGGAGAACAUUUCAGUGCUCACUGCUCACACAUAAGAAGUGGGAUGGCAGGGCAAUGUGGAAACUCUGCCAACCUGCAAUAGGUACUUGCUACCGCAGGCUAGUACUUAAUCUUUUCUAUAAUACAUUACCAGUGAUGUUCCUGUCAUGGGUUAGUUUGAGACUGACUGCACUGAAUUUAGAGGGGGCAACGGAAAGUCUGCUCUUUCAUGAAUAAUUCCUUUGGGAUCUGUAAAGGAAAAGAAGCUGAAAUAAUACUAGAGAAGAUAUUUCCACAGUAAACACACUGAAGACAGAUUCUUUUUUUUUAUGUAUAAUUUGGGAAAUCUACACAUUGAUGCUUGCUUGUCCACUGAACCGACCCCGCCAAAUUAAACUUCUUCUCUUGCCAGGUCUUAUUUGUUUUGAGCCAAACCUUAGGGGGCUGUUGUCCUCGAUUCAGUGCUGAGCUCUAUGUGCAGCUUUAAGGGGCAUGUCAGGUAAAAGCAUCACAAACUGUAACUGUCAUUAAACCAGAUUGAUGUGAUCCAGUUACACUUUGGCUUAAGCCUGUGAGCCGAGACCCCAUCACACAAAGCCAGCCAUUUAAUUGACACUCCUAUGGAGGAGGUGCAUUUUACCAAUGCAAUACUUGGUGUUAUCAUAAGCCAAAGGCCUGGUGUGUUGAAACAAAACAUGUCGCCUAGUUUUCAUUAAGAUUUCAACCGAAAAAUUUGACUAGAUAAUUUAUGGUUGCCAAUUUAACAAGCACUUAUUUUUAAAAUAACAGAAAAAGGAAUAUCGAGGAGAACACAAGUGAAUGUCAGAAGCAGUAUUACCAUUUGUUAUUUCCUGCAAGUAAGGUUGAAGAGUUGAGAGAAUCUAAACCAUACGUUACAUUGGUAUAACCUUGUCCUUUCUCACCUUAUAACGAGACACUGAUGAGUCAUUCUUUGUCCGAAUGAGGCCCAACAUUUACACACACACAUGCACGUAAUAAGAAUACACGCACAAAAUGCACAUAGUAAAUUAGGCUUUGUGUGUAUUUGUGUGUGUGGCAGGUGCAAGCAGAAAGCCCAGUUGAGAUUACAAAGUGUUGACUCAGAAUAAGCAGUGUGCAACUCUAUCUGUUGCCUGUUAGUCAGGCAUUUAGGCUUAGCUCGCCACUUGCCAAGGUCCAGCUUUGGUGUCACUUUAUGCAUUUUCACGCCAUCGCUCAAAGCAAAAGCAGUAAAUAUGUUCUUUUUUUUAAACAGAUGUCUUUUGUCUUUUUUAUUUUUCCUGAUCAUAAGUAGAAACACUCCUUUUUGUAGUUCUUUCACGGAUUUCCAUAUGCACCUAAUUUCUAAAGACUCGAAAUUGAGCGAAUGCACCCCUGUUGCCAAAUGGCAAUUUCUCUAUCAAACCUCAUCUGUGAUCUUGCAAGUGAAAGCACAAAAACCAGGGAUGAUGUAACUCAGAAAGCUGACACUGUAGCCUCAAGUGUCUGUGCUGCAGAACAAAUACAUACUGUAACAAUACUAAACCACCGCCACGACUUUGGAGACCAUUAGCCGCCCAGCACACCCCACACUAUUCUUACCAGAAACCAAAAAAGGUCUCUCAUAUUUUAACUACUAACAUUUGUCAUAUUGUAUUUAUUACUGAUAUGCUUUUUGUACAUUUACUUUCUAAAAAUAUGUGUGUAACUUUUUAAAAGAUGAUUAGUCCCUCCAGGUUGUGAAAAACAAUAGUAGCUACAUCCCAAUACACAACAGCACCAUUGGUACAGAUGUGUCCUUUCUCUGAUGGGUAGAACGAUUACAGUUUCCUGUCUGUUAGUGCUCGGGCCUGCCCAUUAUUCUGCGCAAUUGCAGUUCAAAACGAAAGGUGGAAAACUCUCAUCUUGGUAAUCCCAUCUGUUCGGUGAGGAGAAAAAAGUUUUCACAAAAUAAUCUGUGUCCUGCUCGCUCGUUACUUCGUAGCUCAGAGCCUGCGGGCAUUUUCAAAAAAGACAGAAGACUGACUGUAACAAAGUUGUUAUGAUACAUUUCUGUCCUGUUCGGUGGCUGAGAUGAAUGAUGGUCUUGUGGGUAGAUUGCCAUAAAAUGGACUGAGCCCGCUGAUGUUAAUUAGAGCAUGAACCCUUUCCAACUCGGCCACUCCAUUAGCUUUUCUCUAGCACCACCCUCAGGACAAAAUGUCAACUGUACAGAUCCAAUACCCCAAAGUAAUUGUUUAGAUUUCACUUUACGGAAAAGUUCAACAUUUUCUGACAUGCACACAUUUGCUUUAUGCAGAAAAUUAGAUGAAAAUCUUGAUACUACUCUUAUAUCUGUAUGUUGAAUAUGAAGCUAGAGCCAGCAGCUGGUUCAUUGAGUUUAACAUAAAGACUGGUUGAAAAAUAAAUAGCCUGGAUCUUUCCAAAGCUUGAAAAGAAAUACCAGCAUCUCUAAAAGUCUUUAUGUUAAGCUAAGCUAGCUGGCUAAUGGCUGUAGUUUCAUAAAUGUAAUUCCCAAAAUGUGAAAGUACAGUAUUCCUUCAAAUUUGCAACCAGGACAAAUGCAAGUAGAUAUGUUGACCUUUCACGGACCUUUCUUCUGCUUCCAUCAUCAGGCCAAAUUUGCAAUUUUAGUCUAUUUUAUACUACUGGCUGAUCUCCCAGUCUUUCUCUAAGUGGGUUAGAAAAGGUUUAGGGGCUUGAUUUGAAACAGGAACUAUCAGAAAUCCAUUGUAUCUGUUUUCCUCCCUUGCUCGACACCUUAACACACACAUACAGACAAACACAGAUUAAACUACAUGCGCAAUAUGUCUGGUCCUAAUGUGCACCAUGUUGUGUAGCAUUACAAAAGGCAAGAUGUCCAUGUCGGAGAAAGAUACUGAAGAUAGGAAACCAUGACUCUCGCGUGGAAAUCCUGGACCAGUGAAUCAGUCUUUUGAGAUGAUGAACUGACUCCUGACAAACCUCCAGCAUUCCUUUUUUGAUGAUAGACUACAGGCCCCGGUCAGCAGCCUGAAUUAUGCAAUGACAACUAACUCCAAACCUAAUAGAGGCGAGUGGUCCACAGACAAAAUAAAACAUGACUGGACUUCAUGUUUCUGUUCAAAAACAACAGAGAAGUUGCCUUAACUCUUGCUUGUAUAAUCUCCACAGUUAAGACAAUGAUGCUUGCUUGUAAAGAAGACUCUCCCUUCUUUGUACAAAACGAAAUAUACCAGAAACAAACAACUUUGUUAUCUUGCUUGUGUCAAUGUAUAGAUGAUCAGCUUUUUCUGUAACUUGUAUGGACUGUCACAUUUUUGCUAAGACGAAUCCUUCCUCAGAGCUUUCUCGUUCCUAAACAUCCGAUCUGUUCGACGUUUUAACUUGUGGUGGACUGUCAAUCUUUUUGUGUACAUUUUAUAAUAUUAUUUAUUGUUGACAAGAUUUUUGCAUUCGCAAAUAAUAACAUGAAGACGGUUUGACCUGAGCAUUAUGUUUCAAUGUAAAGGCCUGGUGAUCAGUGAAAUGAUUUUUUUUUUUAUUAUUGAAAUGGAGAAAACGGGAUCUUCUGGAGGCGAUGAUCUUCUGUCUUUUUAUUAUGACAUUGUAACAUGUACAUAACAGGUGGCCAAAAUUGCUUUGGAAAAUGAUCUUUUUUUGUGUUGUAACAGUAUUUGUUUUAUCCAGUGAAUUGCUCAUGAAGACAAAUAAAUAAGAGGAACACACAA